AUGUCGUCAACUCACCCCGUGACGUUUUCCAAAACAUUCAAAACCAAAUCAGGUAAAGAUAUCACAAUAGGUUUAGGUACAGGAACCAAAUGGAAAAAGUCCCAUUCAGAUUUUGAAAUAAAUAAAGAGUUGGUUGAUCAGCUAUUAUUGUCGUUGGAUUUGGGAUUCAGGCACAUCGACACUGCAGAGGUGUACAAUACUCAGCGCGAAGUAGGCGAAGCUUUGAGAAGGACCAGUAUUCCAAGAGAGGAUUUAUGGAUCACAACCAAAUAUAAUGGUGGCUGGGGCAAGAUCAAAGGUAGUGAUUCACCAGAAAAGUCAAUCGACAAGGCAUUGAAAGAGCUCGGCGUUGACUACAUAGACUUGUACUUGAUACACUCGCCAUUUUUCACAAAAGAUGUUUCUAAUGGAUUUUCAUUAGAAGAUGUUUGGAAAGUUCUUAUUGAAGCUAAAAAGCAAGGCAAGGUUCGAGAAAUUGGAAUUUCAAAUGCCGCUAAACCUCAUUUGGAAAGAUUACAUGCGAUAUCGCCAAGUUCCGAGUAUUUCCCAGUAGUCAACCAAAUUGAGUUUCACCCUUUUUUACAAAAUCAAUCAAGAAACAUUGUUCAGUAUUGUCAAGAACAUGGCAUUUUAGUAGAAGCGUUUUCUCCAUUGGCACCAUUGGCAAGAGUUGAAAAUAACGCAUUAGGCGAUUUGUUGAAGAAGCUUUCUCAAACUCAUUUGAAAACCGAUGCUCAAAUAUUGUUGAGGUAUACUUUACAAAAGGGAAUUUUACCAAUUACUACAUCCUCAAAGGAAAGUAGAAUUAGGGAAUCUUUGGAUUUGUUUGAUUUCGAGUUGAGUAGAAGCGAAGUAGAGGAAAUUGACAAAAUUGGUCAAGAAAAUCCAUAUAGAGCUUUUUUUCAUGAACAGUUUAAAGAUUUGUGA
Messenger RNA from Lodderomyces oxycetoniae, 927 nucleotides. Its product is annotated as aldo-keto reductase superfamily protein. Gene Ontology annotation, cellular component: cytosol. The record is from RefSeq and is a predicted model, not a curated record. NCBI's taxonomy places the organism in Eukaryota, Fungi, Ascomycota, Pichiomycetes, Serinales, Debaryomycetaceae. The transcript has a single exon. Bases 1 to 927 code for a protein of 308 amino acids. Gene Ontology annotation, molecular function: oxidoreductase activity, acting on NAD(P)H as acceptor; aldose reductase (NADPH) activity.